This is a messenger RNA of Oryzias melastigma (Indian medaka), 1283 nucleotides long. It is a transcript of the gene pvalb8, whose product is annotated as parvalbumin 8. The transcript is spliced from 5 exons. The record is from RefSeq and is a predicted model, not a curated record. Lineage: Eukaryota; Metazoa; Chordata; Actinopteri; Beloniformes; Adrianichthyidae. Gene Ontology annotation, molecular function: calcium ion binding. Gene Ontology annotation, cellular component: cytoplasm; nucleus. Bases 693 to 1022 code for a protein of 109 amino acids.
AGCAGUUUCAUAGGCAAAGGUUGGAGAGCACCGGCGUCCCUGACAUUCCCUUUUACCCCCCCCAUCAACCCUCCCCUACUUACUGCUGCAUAUGAUUAUCUUAAGCUGCAAUGCUUUAACGCACCAGUCUCUUUGAGCUAAAAGUUUAAGCUGGACGGUCAUUCUCAGAAUUUUAUCUCAUGGGUUUAGGACAGAUGUUUAUUAAAUGGAUGUUCAUGCAAAAUCGGGUGGUGGAUGGUGGGGCGGGCGAUGUGGUGUCAAAUGCUGCAAGAGGAAGAGAGGAGAGGAGGAGAGUCUGCAGUUACAUCACAGCCUCUCUGCAUUUACUGUAGCCUAUAAUUCCAGAGGUGAGGAGGAGAUGACAGGAGGGAGGAUGGGAAAAAGCAAAUGUUUUUUUUCUAUUUUUUUUUUUUAGUUUUAUUGUAACUUCUGCUUUUUUUUGCAAGGUGCCCACAGCCGGGCCUCUCUGCUUCUGGGCGAUAUAAAUAGUAAAGGUUAAUUAGUUAGUUGGGAAAUUGGAUCAGGGGCGGGGAGUUAGAAUUUGAUCCAUAGACAGGUAACUUAAGCAAUCCCUUUUGUCACAGCAAUCAGACCUAUAUAAAUCGGCCUUGACGGACAGCAGGCACGACUCAGCCUCACCUCUCCACAGAAUCACCGCUCUGAAGCAGAACACCUGAGCAAGGAAGAAGAAAAUGUCGCUCUCAUCUAUCCUCUCUGCAGAUGCCAUCGACAGUGCUAUCAAGGGCUGCCAAGCUCCAGACUCCUUCUGCCCAAAGAAGUUCUUCCAGGUUUGUGGUCUCUCCCAGAAGAGUCCUCAGGAUAUAAAGAAGGCUUUUGGAAUCCUGGACAAUGACGCCAGCGGAUAUAUUGAGGAGGAAGAGCUCAAGUUUUUCCUGCAGAGGUUCACUCCAGGCGCUCGAGUCCUGACGGACAAGGAGACCAAAGCCUUCCUGGUGGCGGCUGAUGGUGACAGCGAUGGACGGAUUGGAGCUGCAGAGUUUCAAACUUUGGUCUUGUCCUAAGGAGACGAGCAUCUAAGAAGACUUGCCCCCUCACCCUAACUUGACCUCUCAACCGCCUUUUCCUUUAUGUUCCAUCACGUUAGACACCGUUUUCCUGCUGUUCCUUUUCUGCAUGCAGAACCAUCAUCAUGUACAUUCUUAACUCUCAAACUUGCAGCUUUUCUUUUGCACAUGUUCUAAUCCCACUGUAAAGCUGUGUCGCCCAAAGAAAUGUACAAUUAAUCACAAGAAUGAGAAAAUAAACGAGCAAAAAUGUCAAAA